Molecule: messenger RNA, 890 nt
Organism: Rosa rugosa (rugosa rose)
Lineage: Eukaryota; Viridiplantae; Streptophyta; Magnoliopsida; Rosales; Rosaceae
Product: transcription initiation factor TFIID subunit 13-like
Exons: 6
Coding region: 220-645 (141 amino acids)
Biological process (GO): transcription by RNA polymerase II
Molecular function (GO): protein heterodimerization activity
Source: RefSeq, a predicted model, not a curated record
AUUUUAUAGGCCCAUGUAGCGAAGAGGGUGAUGAAUAGCAUAAAAGCAGAGAAGAGCAAAAGACAGUGUCGGAUAAACUGGGCAUAAAACUUUCCUUUCGUCGUCGCUGCUUACUUGCCGUCGUCAUCGUCGAUGCAAGUCUCCUUAUUCUCCUGCAUGGCAUCUGUCAAACCAAACCCUAAUUAAGUCGAUUCUAUUAUUGUUCACAGGUGAAAGAGGAUGAGCAAGUCUUCUGCAGGGGAAGGUACAUCCUCAAAAGCGAAAGCUGGAACCUCACAGCCGGCGGAAACUUCAUUUAAGCGCAAGCGUGGAGUCUUCCAAAAAGAAUUGCAGCACAUGAUGUAUGGUUUCGGAGAUGAUCCCAAUCCUCUUCCAGAGAGUGUGGCUCUCAUGGAGGACAUUGUGGUUGAAUACAUUACAGAUAUGGUACAUAAAGCCCAAGAUACUGGAUCAAAUAGGGGAAAGCUAUCAGUGGAGGAUUUUCUCUACCUAAUCCGCAAGGAUUCUCCAAAACUUAACCGCUGUAAAGAAUUGCUGUCUAUGAAUGAAGAGCUAAAGCAAGCAAGGAAGGCUUUCGAGACAGAUGAAGAGAACCUGCGGAAAGCUUUUGAGGCGGAUGAUGAUAAACUGGGAUCAACAGAAUAAUAUCUACUGGGUGUUCUGUUUAACUUUCCUACAGAUUAGUAUCUUCUUUAGGCUGAUGAUUUUGCUGUACAUCGUAUGUUUGGUUAAACAAAUCUGACUAUGAUGCCUAAACUUAAUUCCCUACUUGCACACAGUUGGUUUGAUCCCUACUGUGUUGCUGAAACUUUGUCCAAAACUUGGUCCUUUACUUUAUAUGUUGGACAUUUUCAUGUCCAAGGAAAAUGGCCAAAGUUCCCCUUAUUGAA